CGCUGCGUGUCUGUCUGUCUGUAGAUGAGACGAGAAGGAAGAAAAUGCUAGAAAGGGGACCGCGGAUAAUACAACGCUAAGUAAACACACCGUGUCUCAAGGAGACAGGAUAAAGCUACAUUUGACCAAUACAGAAAGGGAGCUGUUUGUGAUAGAGUGGGCAAAGAGAAUUGACCAGAUCACUGUGACUUAAAAUCCACACCCAUAACAUCUUCGCUCUUCAUCAGAGAAUACUAAGUCGCAUUCAAGGACCCCAUCUAACCUACAAACGCAAAUAUGAACACUCACGAUUCGGAGGUGUACACGGUUACACCGGAGAUGCCCGCGAUGUUUGACGGCAUGAAGUUGGCGGCGGUGGCCACGGUUCUCUACGUCAUCGUCCGGUGCCUAAACUUGAAAAGUCCCACUGCUCCACCAGACCUCACAUACCAGGAUACAACACUCAACCACUUCCUGCUCAAGUCCUGUCCUAUCCUGACCAAAGAGUACAUUCCUCCUCUGCUAUGGGGUAAAAGCGGUCAUCUGCAGACAGCACUUUAUGGAAAGUUGGGUCGGGUCAGUUCACCUCACCCAUUCGGCCUGCGCAAAUAUCUACCCAUGCAGGAUGGGGCCACUGCAACUUUUGACCUCUUUGAACCCCUGGCGGAUCAUCAGUCUGGAGAGGACGUCACCAUGGUCAUUUGUCCUGGCAUUGGGAACCACAGUGAGAAGCACUAUAUCCGCACCUUUGUGGACCAUUCGCAGAAACAGGGCUACCGAUGUGCUGUGCUCAAUCACCUCGGGGCCUUGCCGAACAUUGAGCUCACCUCCCCUCGCAUGUUCACCUACGGUUGUACAUGGGAGUUCGCAGCAAUGGUUGGCUUCAUUAAAAAAACAUAUCCCCAAACCAAACUUAUUGUCGUGGGCUUCAGUCUGGGGGGAAAUAUCGUCUGCAAGUUCCUGGGAGAGAACCGUACCAACCAGGAGCGUGUUCUGUGCUGUGUUAGCGUGUGCCAGGGCUACAGUGCACUAAGAGCUCAGGAGACGUUUCUGCAGUGGGACCAGUGUCGUCGUUUCUAUAACUUCCUCAUGGCCGACAACAUGAAGAAGAUCAUUUUGUCCCACAGGAGCUCCUUGUUCGGUAUGGGCUCCACUAAAAUGGUGGAUGCAGAUCUGAGCCGGCUCUAUACUGCCACAUCACUCAUGCAGAUCGAUGACAACAUCAUGAGAAAAUUCCAUGGUCACAACUCUCUGAAGGAAUACUACGAGAAGGAGAGCUGUGUUCAUUACAUUCAUAAUAUAAAUGUGCCUCUGCUGCUGGUGAACUCGGCUGAUGAUCCGCUUGUGCACAACACGUUGCUCACCAUUCCUCGCACACUCGCAGAAAAGAAAGAAAACGUGAUCUUCGCACUGACACUGCACGGUGGACACCUGGGUUUCUUCGAGGGCGCUGUGCUGUUCCCUCAGCCCCUCACCUGGAUGGACAAGGUCAUUGUCGGCUACGUUAAUGCAAUCUGCCAGUGGGAGAAACAGAAACCACCGUGCCUAAGUCAAGGCGCCCAUUCCAGCGAAACCAAAUGCCAAGACAGUAAAUCUUAACCGACCCCGUCUCCGUUGCACCUCCACCGAGACGUUUUCACCGCCGCACACGAGGGGGAUCGGACAACUAUUUUCAAGCGUUCACUGUCAGUGGGGAAUAUGUGUUUCUCUUUUGUAUCACGGUUUAUAAACGACAUGAAUCGUAAUGACUUUUCAAAGGAGAAAACGGAAAAGCCACUCGAUGACCAAAAACAGUCAUAUAACCGGUGUAGCGAGAGCACCUUUUUAUAUUUACUGUAGUUUGUAGUUGUUUAGAUAUGAUCAGUAUAUCUUGCCCUCGAAUUAGGACACUAAAAACUGAUUAGUUAUCACUGCUAAAUAGGAUCGAACAGAGCUGAGCGAAUCUCACAAAAAACA
Pimephales promelas (fathead minnow) is the source of this 1935-nucleotide messenger RNA. Lineage: Eukaryota; Metazoa; Chordata; Actinopteri; Cypriniformes; Leuciscidae. The record is from RefSeq and is a predicted model, not a curated record.